Messenger RNA from Mauremys reevesii (Reeves's turtle), 4700 nucleotides. RefSeq names its product HECT and RLD domain containing E3 ubiquitin protein ligase 3 (gene HERC3). The coding region runs from base 184 to 3339 and encodes 1051 amino acids. Gene Ontology annotation, molecular function: ubiquitin-protein transferase activity. The transcript is spliced from 25 exons. NCBI's taxonomy places the organism in Eukaryota, Metazoa, Chordata, Testudines, Geoemydidae. The record is from RefSeq and is a predicted model, not a curated record.
UCGGCCUGGCUGCUGCCUCGCUAGGGCUCGGGGGAAACUUCCUGAUUGUUGUUCCCGUGAGUGACCCGCAGGGCGAAGCCCCGGCCCGCGCCAGAGGUGCCGCCGCAGCUGGACGGAACGCGGGGAGCAGCCGCCGCCGCCGGAGGAAGGAAAAAGCUACAUGACUUGCUGAAGGGAGAGAAAAUGUUAUGUUGGGGAUGUUGGUCUUUUGGCCAGCCUGGGAUAGGUAGCAAUCUCCAAGCAAUCAUCCCUGAGCCACAGGUGUAUGGAUUCAUUCACGACCGAAACAUCAAGGAGGUGGCUUGUGGAGGAAACCAUUCUGUUUUCUUACUGGAGAAUGGAGAAGUUUACACCUGUGGCUUGAACACCAAAGGACAGCUAGGCCAUCAGAGAGAGGGAAGCAAGCCAGAGCAAAUUGGAGCAUUGGCAGAUCAGCACAUAGUCCAUGUUGCCUGCGGGGAGUCUCACAGUGUGGCACUCAGUGAGCACGGCCAGCUCUUUGCCUGGGGCGCAGGUAGUGAUGGACAGCUCGGGAUCACGACUAGAGAAGAUUCUGUGGCAGUACCAAGGUUAAUAAAGAAACUGAACCAACAGACGAUACUGCAGGUUUCCUGUGGCAAUUGGCAUUGCCUAGCUCUCGCGGCAGACGGCCAGUUCUUCACAUGGGGACAGAACAACUAUGGCCAGCUGGGCCUGGGUAAAGAAUGCCCCUCUCAAACCAGCCCGCAGCGCAUCACAUCUCUCGAUGGGAUCCCCUUGGCUCAGGUUGCUGCUGGCGGAGCUCACAGCUUUGCCCUGUCUCUCUCCGGAGCUGUGUUUGGCUGGGGGAGGAACAACUCAGGACAGCUGGGCUUAAGUGACGAGCAAGACCGAGAGUCCCCUUGCCACGUGAAGCUCUUACGGACUCAGAAGGUCGUCUAUAUCAGCUGUGGAGAAGAACAUACAGCAGUUCUGACAAAGAGUGGAGGCGUGUUCACGUUUGGUGCUGGUUCCUGCGGGCAGCUUGGCCACGAUUCCAUGAAUGAUGAGGUUAACCCCCGGAGGGUUCUGGAGCUAAUGGGCAGCGAAGUGUCCCAGAUCGCUUGUGGCAGACAGCACACUCUAGCCCUUGUGCCUUCUUCAGGACUGAUCUAUGCAUUCGGCUGCGGAACAAAAGGCCAGCUGGGAACUGGACACAUAUGCAAUGUUAAAUGCCCAUCUCCAGUGAAAGGUCACUGGGUGGCUCAUAAUGGGCAGCUCGCAGGUAGAGCUGAUGCCUUUAAAUAUCACAUUGUUAAACACAUCUUCUGUGGAGGAGACCGGACUUUUGUACUUUGCUCCAAAUCUGAGAAUUCCUUGCCUGCUGAUGAUUUCCGGACCAUAAAUCAAUUACGUUACACUUGUUUAAUAAAUGAUGAAACUAUAGACGUUUGGAAACAAAAGCUAUUAGAACGGAACAACUCUAAUUCCGUCAACAGUGAAGUUGUGCAGAUAUUGUCGUCGGCUGCCUGUUGGAAUGGAAGCUUCCUGGAGAAGAAGAUCGAUGAACAUUUUAAAACCAGCCCCAAAAUCCCAGGAAUUGACCUGAAUUCCACCAGAGUGUUGUUUGAGAAGCUAAUGAACUCUCAGCAUUCCAUCCUGCUAGACCAGAUCUUAAAGAGCUUUGAAAGCUUUUUGAUUCCCCAGCUGUCCAGCUCCCCACCAGACGUUGAGGCAAUGAGAAUCUACCUGAUUCUCCCUGAAUUCCCCCUGUUUCAAGACUCGAAGCAUUACAUAACGUUAACGCUUCCUCUAGCGAUGGCCAUUCUGCGACUGGAUACCAACCCCAGCAAAGUAUUAGAUAACUGGUGGUCUCAAGUAUGCCCAAGGUAUUUCCUGAGGUUAGUGAACCUCUAUAAAGGCGCGGUAGUUUAUCUCCUGAAUGGAAGAAAAACAUUAUUGAUCCCUGUCCUGUUCAGUAGUUACAUUACAGCUGCUCUCAGACUGCUAGAGAAACUUCACAAGGUGAAUCUGAAAGUUAAACAUGUGGAAUAUGACACGUUUUAUAUCCCAGAGAUUUCCAACUUGGUGGACAUUCAAGAAGACUAUCUUAUGUGGUUCUUGCAUCAAGCAGGAAUGAAAGUAAGACCAUCUAUCAUGCAGGAUGCUGUAACACUCUGUUCUUAUCCUUUCAUCUUCAAUGCUCAAGCCAAGACCAAAAUGUUACAGACGGAUGCUGAACUACAGAUGCAGGUGGCGAUCAAUGGAGCGAAUUUGCAGAAUGUUUUCAUGCUUCUCACUCUGGAGCCUCUGCUGGCCAGAAGCCCUUUCCUAGUUCUUCACGUCCGCAGGAGCAACUUGGUUGGUGAUGCUUUGAGGGAGCUGAGCAUUCAUUCAGAUAUCGAUUUGAAAAAGCCUCUGAAAGUGAUCUUUGAUGGCGAGGAGGCUGUUGAUGCUGGAGGGGUCACAAAGGAAUUCUUUCUCUUGUUGCUAAAAGAACUCCUGAAUCCCAUCUAUGGAAUGUUCACCUACUACCCAGAAUCGAACCUGCUGUGGUUUUCAGAUACGUGUUUUGUAGAACACAACUGGUUUCACUUGAUCGGCAUAGUAUGUGGACUUGCUAUAUACAACUUCACUGUGGUAGACCUCCAUUUCCCAUUGGCGUUGUAUAAGAAGUUAUUGAAUGUGAAGCCCUGCUUGGAAGACUUAAAGGAGCUGUCCCCUACAGAAGGAAGGAGUCUUCAGCAGCUUUUAGAUUAUCCUGGGGAUGAUGUAGAAGAAACCUUCUGCCUGAACUUUACAAUAUGCAGAGAAAGCUAUGGCGUGACAGAGCAGAAGAAGCUAAUACCAGAAGGAGACAAAAUUACUGUGCAGAAGGACAACAGGCAGGAAUUUGUUGAGGCCUACUUGAAUUACGUCUUCAAUCUCUCAGUCCAUGAGUGGUAUAUCGCUUUCUCCACCGGCUUCCUGAAGGUGUGUGGUGGGAAGGUCCUGGAACUCUUCCAGCCCUCAGAGCUGAGGGCCAUGAUAGUAGGGAACAGCAACUACAACUGGGAGGAACUGGAAGAGUGUGCCAUCUACAAGGGGGACUACUCUGCAACACACCCAACAGUGAGAAUGUUCUGGGAAACCUUUCAUGAAUUUCCCAUGGAAAAGAAGAAGAAAUUUCUAUUGUUCCUGACCGGCAGCGACCGCAUCCCUAUCUAUGGCAUGUCAAGUUUACGUAUCAUCAUCCAAUCCACAUCGAGUGGGGAGCAGUACCUGCCCGUAGCUCACACCUGCUAUAACCUCCUCGACUUGCCCAAGUACAGCAGCAAGGAGACCCUGUGCGUGCGGCUUACACAAGCCAUCGACCACUACGAGGGUUUUAGUUUGGCCUGAUCGGCAAGAGACAGAAACAGACACAACAAAUGGAGCAGGUUUUAUUUUUGUACAGUGAUGGAUCAGAAUGUUUUUUAAAAAUAUUAGAAUGAAGGGACACACAGGCCCAGCAUGACACUGUCAACUCUUUCUGGGAUUUUAGCAGGGAGAACGUGUGCACUGAAGUCUCGAACUCAUCAAACAACAUCAGUUCAGCCUUGUUUUGGUUAGUUGUUUUUGUCACUGGCAGUUGCUUGCAAUUUUCUUCCCUCAUCCCCCAUUUUUUCUUUCAAUCAUCUUAAUUAUUUUGAUCUUUGCUGCUCCUGGCAUUUCUGGCAGUGGGUGAAAUGGUGAUUUCUUUUUAAACUAUCCACCUCUCCCUGCUUCACUCCUCUCCUCUCCUCCCCUCCAAAUGCAAGCUGGUUCUUGCUUGCAUAGAAUUUCUACAUCUCAUGCCCACUACCCUCCUCUCUGCAGGACAGUUGGGUACUGGGGUGGGGGCACUAUUGUGAUGCUUGUCUCCAACCCCACACUCAUUUUGUUUGCACAAGACUAUGGAUUCUCUGUUUUUGCUUUUGGUCUCAAAUUUUGCUCGUAUCUCCCUGCUUAGCCUUUUGAGAGGCCUUUCUUGGGGGCUAGGUCACUUCUUUUUGGUUCUGAGGCAGAACAAAAUUUAGAAAUUGUUUUCUCAAAUUGAACCUCUACCAAUAUAGAAGCGGAAUAUACAACUCUACAGUAGACUUAACCUAGUCCUAGUUCCUCUCCUCUAAGGCAAAUGAUCCUGAUCAAAUGUGAGAUGGCAGCUCCAAGAAAUCAGAAUCAAAUCAAAUCCACAGGCUUGUAUAUGUUUGGAGUCUGGGGGGGGGCGGGGGGAGGGAGUUUUUCAGUGCAACAUUUCUACUGUCUACUUGCCACUUUGUGUUACUAUUAAAUGCUGGGACUUAAAGGCAAUCUUUGUUAUGAAGCUUUUGUUGAGCACAUUUGAAAUGUACAUUAACACUUCUGGGUAGGUAAGAGGGUGAAUUAACCAUCCAUUUCUCAAAAGAUUAGCGAGCCUUCUUUUUUCCCCUCCAUGAUCAGUUAAAAUGGUGAACAAUCUCUCAUUUUCCAAGAAGCGGUGUAAAUCUGUUGGAGAAUGGACAUAUUUAUAGAACAUACACUAUUUACAUCCCAUGUUUGAUAUGUAGUACUGAGCUUGGCACCUCUCUAACAAAAGGUUGUAGGCAUGGGUUUUUUUUUCAAAUGCGGAUUGCUACAUUGGUAGCCUGUCAGCCUCUUUAUAACACAGCAUUAAAGACAAAUAUACAGCUAUAGCAAAUGUUUAUUUUCUAUGUGUGUGUGUACAUAGUUCGAUAUUAUGCAAUAAAUGUGAUGUUUAAUUC